Achroia grisella is the source of this 1076-nucleotide messenger RNA. Its product is annotated as probable RNA-binding protein 18. The record is from RefSeq and is a predicted model, not a curated record. The transcript is spliced from 4 exons. Bases 188 to 772 code for a protein of 194 amino acids. Gene Ontology annotation, molecular function: RNA binding. NCBI's taxonomy places the organism in Eukaryota, Metazoa, Arthropoda, Insecta, Lepidoptera, Pyralidae.
AGUAAAGUAAAAUUACCAUUUACUUAAUCAAUAUUAUUUUCUUCAAAUAAAAGCAGUCUUAUACUUGUAUGCAUUUCCAAAUUACUAAUUACAAUAUGAAAGCAGUUUAUCGAUAUUUGACAUCGUGAGAUCUACAUAUUAAAUUUGAAAUAAAUAAAGCAGCUACUUUGUAUCCUUGUGCGUCAACAUGGACGAUGUUACGCUACCACUGUACUUGGAGCCGAUGCAACAGAAUGAGUUGUGUGACAAGAGACUUUGGAUCGGCAAUCUUGAUACACGAGUUAAUGAGUAUCAAUUACUGAAAAUGGUCCGUGUGUAUGGAAACAUCGAAAAGUUUGAUAUGCUGUUUCAUCGGAGUGGCCCCAACAUUGGCCAACCACGGGGCUUUGCCUUUGUUACGUACAAGCUGAGACAGGAUGCUAUUAACGCCAUGAACUCACUGAAUGGCCAACUCCUUGGCACCAAAAGGAUUUGUGUAAAAUUUGCUAAGAAUAUGGCAGAAGAUCAAGAUAAACCAAAACCAGAACUAGGUAUAGCUGCAUUGGCAGGAGCAAAACCGGAAUUAAAACUCAGUAAAAAGACUGCCAUCCAGUCCAUUGAGGCCAAACUAAAGAUGAUGGAAAGUAUGAAGCCGGGCGAUGACUUUGUUAUAAAUAAGUUGGCAGCGAAUGAAACUCCAGUCAUUGCUCAAUAUCAGACGAAACAGCAUCAGCCACCCAAUAAGUCUGCCAGUUCGUUUAGGCGACGACAUCCGUACCAUAAAAAAAGAUAAUCAUGUUAAGUCUCUCUAACCUGUGACAAAUAAUAAUAAUCCUGGACAAUUCACACAACGCCGUCUAGUCCCAAGCCAAUCAGAGCUUGUGUUAUGGGCACUAGACAACAGAUAUAAAUACUUAGUUACUUUAUUUUGUAAAUACAUACAUGAAAGACCUAGAAAAUACUCAGCAAUCGUACUUAUGAGUAGCUAUAUAAACCGUGCGAGGAAUCGAUCCUGCGAACAUCGGUAGUAUGACGGAUAGAUAAAAGAUUUGUUGAUGUUAUACAAAUACAAAUAAAAUAUCAGAUUUUUCUGGUUC